This is a messenger RNA of Folsomia candida, 5268 nucleotides long. RefSeq lists its product as uncharacterized. The transcript has a single exon. Gene Ontology annotation, molecular function: zinc ion binding; nucleic acid binding. The coding region runs from base 1 to 5268 and encodes 1755 amino acids. The record is from RefSeq and is a predicted model, not a curated record. Gene Ontology annotation, biological process: DNA integration. Lineage: Eukaryota; Metazoa; Arthropoda; Collembola; Entomobryomorpha; Isotomidae.
AUGCAGAAACAAAAAUGCAGUAAUGAAGAAUAUGAUCAAGAAUGUGCGGAAAUCGAAGUGUAUGAAGAUAAAAUCCUCGAUAUCCAGCUCAAGGUUGGAGAACUGCUGCGUCCUCCGUCACCAGUAUUUCCCUUACGACAAAGCAGUCCAACCAAUAGUGCAAACUGGUACGACUCUGUUGCGGGAUCUACAUCAAAGAAGAAAACCUUCAAACUUCCCAAGAUUCAACUCAAGAAGUUUUCUGGUGAUUUGAAGGAGUGGCUUGGAUGGUGGUUUCAAUUCUCAAAAAUUGAUGAAGAUGAGGAGUUACAUCCAAGUGACAAAUUCCAGUAUUUAUUGCAGUGCAUGGUGGUUGGUUCCAGGGCAAGAGGACUCGUCGAAAGUUUCCCCAUGACCGCUGAGAAUUACCCCAAAGCUAUCAACGCCCUGAAGGAGCGAUUUGGCAAGGAGAAACUACUCCAACAAGUGUACGUUCGGGAACUACUGCGUCUGGUCAUUACGACAGCCAAGUCAAAGGAACAGAUAGUUUUGGCCGAACUUUAUGAUAGUGUGGAGACACAACUACGCUCGUUAGAGUCUCUUGGCAUCAAGCCAGAACACACUAUUCAGUUUUUGUUCCCAAUGGUGGAAUCAUGCCUUCCUGAAGAAAUCCUCAUGGCCUGGCAUCGAAGCCCACUACGGAAAGAAGAUGGAAGCAAAUACGUCCCACAGAAGAAUGAACUCGACUUUCUCAUGGAAUUCCUCAGAGAAGAAGUGGAAAGUGAGGCAACAAUGAAAUUAGUGAAAUCUGGAUUUGAGUCGUCAGUGACGUUGAAGGACGAUAAAGCAAAAGCCAGUAAAGGUGGUAAAUUCUCAGAUACUGUGAAAUCUCAGAAGAUCAAGGAAGACAACAUUCCAACCGCCGCUGGACUAUUUGCAGGACAGAAGCAUUACACGUGUAUCUUCUGUGCCAAGUCCCAUCCCAGCCCUGAAUGUUUUCUUGCACAGACGAUGUCAAGAAAAGAAAAGGAAGACAAGAUUAAGGAGAAGAGGUGCUGUUUCAACUGUCUCCAACCUAAUCAUCGGUCAACUGAUUGCAAAUCAUUAGUGAAAUGUAUUUUGUGUGGGAAGAGACAUGUGGUGUUAAUGUGUCCCAGUCUCUCAAAGCAAAUCUACAGUGAUGAGGACAAGAAAUCUCCAAAGAAGGAUUCAGAUUCAUCAUCAUCAACAACAACAAUGAAUGGAAUGGCUAUGAAUAGUCACACAUGUUCCGGGGACGUUCUACUCCAGACUUUGGUGGUUCGACUUUACAAUGACGACGGCAAAUACAAAUUAGCAAGACUCGUUUAUGAUAACGGAAGCCAAGGGACUUCAAUUUGUGUGAGGACCGCUCAAGAUUUGGGGUUGAAGCCAGUUGGGGAGAGCUGCUCUCGUAAAGUGCUUUACGGCGGACAGGUCACGGACAUGCAGAAACAUUACAAGUACAAUUUACGAGUAACCAAUAUUGACGGCACAAAUGGACGGACUCUGAUCGCUAUGGAUGAGCCGGAAAUUUGUGGGCGAUUAAGCCGGGUUCCAAGGGGACCGUGGUUGAAGGAGCUCGCUGCAAAGAAGAUUCGUCUCAGCGACUUCAAAUCAGAAGAUGCAGACAUUGAAGUUUUAGUUGGCAGUGACUACUAUGGCCAACUAAUAACAGGACGUGUUGUUCAACUAAAGUGUGGACUGACAGCCAUCGAGUCGGUAUUCGGAUGGACCCUGUGCGGAAGAAUUCCCAGGCAAGAAAAUACAGCCUCCGAGGUGCUAUCUGCUGCCCUGAUGUCAUGUCAAUCCAGUUUGUCUGAGUUGUGGAGUUUGGAAACUCUUGGAAUCUGUGAACCUGCUCAAGUCAAGAUGAAGACGGACAGGGAAGACGCAACCAGAAAACAUUUUGAAGAUACGGUGUCCAGACAAGAGGAUGGACGCUAUUCAGUUCGAUUACCUUGGGCGGAUGGAACUCCCGUUAUUCCAAAUAAUAAAUCAGUUGCUAUGAAGAGAUUGGAGUCCACCACCAAGAAGUUACGAGAUGCUGGCAAAUACGAAAAUUAUGACCAGAUCUUUCAGGAGUGGUUGAAGGAAGGAUUCGUGGAGAAAGUAAACGACACGUGUAGUGACCAUGAAGUUGGAGUCCAUUACCUCCCUCAUCAUGCGGUGUUCAAGCCACAAAGCCUCACCACACCAGUUCGUCCAGUUUUCGAUGCAUCAUGCAAGACUGGAAGAAAUCCCUCAUUGAAUGAUUGUUUGGAGAAAGGCCCGAAUAAUCUUGAACUUAUCCCAUCAUUGAUACAAAGGUUCCGAGAGAAGAAAAUCGGCGUCAUCGCAGACAUCCGUAAAGCAUUUCAAAUGGUCGGAGUUGAUGAAAUUGACCGUAAUUAUCUCCGGUUCUUAUGGUGGGAGGAUUACGCCGCGAAGAAAGUGCAAGUAUUCCGGCACAAGCGAGUGGUUUUUGGUGUCAACAGCAGCCCAUUCCUAUUAGGAGCUGUGAUAUCAUUACACCUUAAUGGAGUCGCCGAUGGAGCGACCGAUGGAACGACCGAUGGAGUGACCGAUACCCGAAAGGAGAUUGCACAGAAGCUAUUAACAUCCCUUUACGUGGACAACUGUGUUACAUCAGUCAACUCCAAAUCAGAAUUUGAAGAAUUUAAGACGACAUCCAUUCAGCUCCUAGCAGAAGCGAAGAUGGACUUACGUCAGUGGGAGUGUGGCUCUGCGGAGGGAUCCGGAAUCGGCUCAACCGAGUGCGGGUUGGUGACUGGUGGAGACCACACCCCUCAAGAACUGACAAGUGUCCUAGGACUGAAAUGGAACAAGACUGAGGACUACUUGAUGGUAGAAGUGCCCAGAGUGGAGCUGCCAGAAGUAAUAACUAGGCGUGUAAUCUUAUCCCAAGUACAGAAGAUCUUCGAUCCAAUGGGAUUUUUGAGUCCAGCGACUUUAAUUCCGAAAUUGAUCCUCCAGAAGACUUGGGAGUCGAAGUUAACAUGGGAUGAAGAUCUACACGUGCAAAUCAAGAAGCAGUUUGUGGAAUGGUGGAACCAAGCCGUGACUUUGGAGCAAAUCCACAUCCCAAGACAUGCUAUUACAUCAACCAAUCGAGAAGACCUGCAACUUCACACAUUCUGUGACGCCAGCCAGGGAGCUUAUUCGGCUGCAGUAUUUGUGAGAGUUGACAGAGGAAGUGACGUGUCAAUCCAACUUCUUCAAGCAAAGUCGAGGGUGGCACCGAUCGACAAAGUAACAAUUCCGAGACUCGAACUGCUGGGAUGUACCAUCGCUGCACGUCUCACAAAAGCAGUCAAGGAAGCCCUGUCCUAUGAAGAUAUCCCUACAUUUUAUUGGAGUGACUCCACCACAGCCCUUGCUUGGAUUCGGAGGAAUGACGAAUGGGGAACUUUCGUGGGGAAUAGGGUGAAGGAGAUCUGCUCACUUACGCGUGUAGAGCAGUGGCGCCAUGUUCCAGGGAAGAUGAACCCUUCGGACUUACCUUCGAGAGGAUGCUCGCCAAGUGAACUACUUGACAGUCGUUGGUGGGAGGGUCCAGGGUGGCUCAAAUCCUCCGAAGAUCAGUGGCCGAAACCAACGAGUGAGGAGAAUGAAGAACUCAUCAUGACGGAAGUUAAGAAGAAAUCGAUUGUUCAGAUGAGCGCAGUGGAUACCACCAAGCCGCUUUGGUAUAUUCACCAUUCGUCCUUUACCAGAAAUGUACGCCGUGUUGCAUUAAUCAUGAGAUUUAUCAACAAGUGCAAAAAGAAAACUUCAGAAAGUGGAGUGUUGCAACGGUGGGAGCUUGAUCAAGCCGAGAAGAAAUUAUUCAUCUUUGUGCAGCAAGAAGCCUUCCCUAAAUUUACGAGAUCAACUAAACGUGAAGGAGAGGGAAUAAUUGCUGGCUUGAGAGUGACCGUGGAAGAAGAUUCACGUUUAAUUCAAGUCAUGACCAAGCUCACCCAUCGAAGUGAAGAUACCAACAUUUUCCGGAAACCGGUGUUACUCCCGAAUUCGCAUCCAUUGGUGGAACAACUCAUCACGGAAGAACACAUCCACAAUGGACAUGCCGGGGCACAAUUCCUAAUGGGACGAUUACGAGAAAGGUGUUGGAUCAUUCAAGGCCGAAGAGCCGUGAGAAAGAUAAUCAAGAGUUGUGUCAUCUGUCGACGACACACUGCAAAGGCCCCCGUAUUACAACAAGCUGCGUUGCCUGAAGAUCGUGUCAAGAACGCCGGAGUAUUUCAGACGACUGGAAUAGAUCUUGCUGGGCCGCUAUUCUUGAAGGAUGGGUCAAAAGUGUGGUUCGUCAUAUUUACCUGCGCCGUCUACCGAGCAAUUCACCUGGAACUUGUCUCAACCAUCAGUACGGACGCAUUUUUGUUAGCGUUGUUCCGUUUUAUCAGCCGCAGAGGCCGACCGUCAACUAUCUACAGUGACAACGGUACCAACUUUGUGGGAGCGGACAACUUAUUCAAGAAAAUGGAUUGGAAACGGAUCGAGUCUGCUACACGUAUAGCCAAGAUCACCUGGAAAUUCAACCCUCCUGCUGCAGCGUGGUGGGGUGGAUUCUGGGAACGGCUCAUCCGUAGUGUCAAGGACUUAUUAAAGAGGAUGCUGGGCCACGGCAAGUUGGAUUACGAACAGCUUUUGACCUGUUUAUGCAAAGCUGAAGCAGUAAUCAACGCUCGACCACUUACCCUGGUGACCGAAGAUCAGGACGAUCUCAUCCCCCUUACUCCAUCAAUGUUUAUUCAAGACAUCAUGGAGACCAAUUGUCCAGAAGUGGAAAUCUUAGAUGGAAGAGAUCUUAACAAGAAGUACAAAGAGAUGAAGACCUUACACGUUGAACUGCGCAAUCGCUUCCGAAAAGAAUAUUUUGGGCAGCUAGUUCAACGCGGAAAAUCCCAAAACCCACUCUCUUUCAAAAUUGGUGACGUCGUUCUCAUCGGAGACGACAACAAGAAGAGAUUGGAGUGGCCGAUGGGUAGAAUUACCUACCUGUAUCCCGGAAAAGACGGCAUUAUCCGAGUGGCGAGAGUCAAGACCGCUACUAAUCAGUUCCUGCGGCCCCUCCAACGCUUAAUCCCACUGGAAGUGUCAUCUCAUGUGGAACUUUCCCCAAUCCCCAAGGAGAUCAUGGAGAAAGCCAUCAUUAAGAAAGAAGAAAUUCAGUUUCAAGAACCGGAAGUCAUCACCAGAACGGGACGACGUGUCAAGAAACCCACCCGAUUUGGAAUGAAUUACAAGUGUAUAAAUAAUGGUGCAUAA